Sclerotinia sclerotiorum 1980 UF-70 is the source of this 4641-nucleotide messenger RNA. RefSeq lists its product as hypothetical. Gene Ontology annotation, cellular component: catalytic step 2 spliceosome; U5 snRNP. NCBI's taxonomy places the organism in Eukaryota, Fungi, Ascomycota, Leotiomycetes, Helotiales, Sclerotiniaceae. Bases 1 to 4641 code for a protein of 1546 amino acids. Gene Ontology annotation, molecular function: U1 snRNA binding; U6 snRNA binding; pre-mRNA intronic binding. The record is from RefSeq and is a predicted model, not a curated record. Gene Ontology annotation, biological process: mRNA splicing, via spliceosome; spliceosomal tri-snRNP complex assembly. The transcript has a single exon.
AUGUCAUCAAUACCACCACCUCCACCGCCUGGAUGGAGCUCUUCGGCGCCUCCAUCAAUGCCUCUGGGCGCGCCACCCGGUGCUCCUCCUCCUCCAGGUUAUCGACCACCAGCGGAUCCACAUGUUGCGAAGUUUGCGCAGAAGAAGAAGGACUGGUUACGAUCUCAGCGAAAUCGAUUCGGCGAAAAACGAAAAGGUGGCUUCGUAGAAACUCAGAAGGCUGACAUGCCCCCAGAGCAUCUGCGAAAGAUCGUUAAGGACAUUGGAGAUGUAUCACAAAAGAAAUUCAGCAGCGACAAACGAAGUUAUCUCGGUGCACUCAAGUUUAUGCCACAUGCCGUCAUGAAAUUGUUGGAGAACAUGCCAAUGCCUUGGGAGUCUGCGAGGGAGGUAAAGGUGCUGUACCAUGUCAAUGGUUGCCUGACUUUGGUUAAUGAGAUUCCACGAGUUAUAGAACCAGUGUUCCACGCACAAUGGGCUACGAUGUGGAUUUGUAUGAGAAGAGAGAAGAGUGACAGAAGACAUUUCAAGAGGAUGAGAUUCCCGCCAUUCGACGACGAAGAGCCGCCCCUAUCAUGGUCGGAGAACAUUGAAGACGUCGAGCCAUUGGAGCCAAUUCAACUGGAACUUGAUGAGGGGGAAGACGGCGCUGUUUUUGAAUGGUUUUACGAGAAUCGACCACUUCUUGAUACUCCACAUAUCAACGGCCCGAGUUACAAGGAAUGGAACCUUACGUUACCUCAAAUGGCAACUUUAUAUCGAUUGAGUCGGCCAUUAUUAAGUGAUUUGGUUGACAAGAACUACUUUCACAUGUUCGAGCUGAAAAGCUUCCAGACCGCCAAAGCUUUGAAUGUUGCGAUUCCUGGUGGUCCUCGAUUCGAACCUUUAUAUAAAGAUGUGGAUCCUAAUGAUGAAGAUUUUGGAGAGUUCAAUGCUAUUGAUCGCAUCAUCUUCCGAGCUCCAAUUAGGACAGAAUAUCGUGUAGCAUAUCCCUACCUUUAUAAUUCACUGCCUCGCAGCGUUAAGCUUUCCUGGUUCUCGCAUCCGCAAGUGGUAUACGUUCGUGCCGAGGAUCCAAGUUUACCAGCAUUUUAUUUCGAUCCCGUCAUCAACCCAAUCUCUUCAAGAUCCGUCGCCCCUAAAAAUAUCACUAUCAGUCACGAAGACGAGAUAUUCGGACCCGGAAAUAAUGAAGAGCCAGAAGAAGACGCUUUCAGAUUACCAGGUGGUGCCGAGCCAUUUCUAGCAGAUGAGGAGUUGUACACAAGCGAGACCGCUUCAGCAAUCUCUUUGUGGUGGGCACCAUUUCCGUUUAAUCGAAGAUCUGGUCGCAUGGUUCGGGCACAAGACGUACCUCUAGUAAAACAAUGGUACCUUGAGCAUUGCCCUCAGGGUCAACCAGUAAAGGUCCGAGUUUCAUAUCAGAAGCUUCUGAAGACUUAUGUCUUGAACGAGCUGCAUAAGCGCAAGCCGAAAGCACAGAGUAAACAGAGCUUGAUGAAGUCGUUGAAGCAAACGAAAUUCUUCCAGCAAACAACAAUUGAUUGGGUUGAAGCUGGACUUCAAGUCUGCAGGCAGGGUUUCAAUAUGCUAAAUCUUCUGAUUCACCGCAAGAACCUCACAUACCUACAUCUUGAUUAUAAUUUCAAUUUAAAGCCUGUUAAGACAUUGACAACAAAGGAGAGAAAGAAGUCUCGAUUCGGCAAUGCAUUCCAUCUCAUGCGAGAGAUCUUGAAGAUGACCAAGCUCAUCGUUGACGCACAAGUUCAGUAUCGCCUCGGCAAUAUCGAUGCUUUUCAACUCGCGGAUGGUAUUCUAUAUGCUUUCAAUCAUGUUGGUCAGCUGACUGGAAUGUAUCGUUACAAGUACAAGCUGAUGCAUCAGAUUCGCUCAUGUAAAGAUCUGAAGCAUUUAAUAUAUUAUCGAUUCAAUUCUGGACCCGUAGGUAAAGGACCUGGUUGUGGUUUCUGGGCACCUGCUUGGAGAGUUUGGCUCUUUUUCAUGCGUGGUAUAAUUCCAUUACUUGAAAGAUGGCUUGGAAACCUCCUCUCUAGGCAGUUUGAAGGACGUCAUAGCAAAGGUGUUGCAAAGACAGUCACGAAACAACGUGUUGAGUCGCACUUUGAUCUUGAGUUGCGAGCAUCGGUCAUGGCCGAUCUUCUUGAUAUGAUGCCGGAGGGUAUCAAGCAAAACAAGGUUCAAACGGUACUUCAACAUCUUUCAGAGGCAUGGAGAUGCUGGAAGAGUAAUAUCCCUUGGAAGGUUCCAGGUUUACCGGCACCCAUCGAGAAUAUCAUUCUUCGUUAUGUGAAGAGCAAGGCAGAUUGGUGGAUUUCUGUCGCUCACUACAAUCGUGAGCGUAUCCGUAGAGGAGCGACUGUGGACAAAACCGUUGCAAAGAAGAAUCUUGGUCGUCUUACAAGACUUUGGCUCAAGGCUGAACAAGAGAGGCAGCAUAACUAUAUGAAAGACGGUCCAUACGUGUCAUCCGAAGAAGCUGUCGCCAUCUAUACAACCACUGUCCAUUGGCUGGAGUCACGAAAAUUCUCACCAAUUCCAUUCCCCAGUGUUUCCUACAAGCACGAUACCAAAAUCCUCAUUCUUGCUUUGGAACGUCUUCGUGAAGCAUAUUCUGUGAAGGGACGAUUGAACCAAAGUCAGCGUGAGGAACUGGCCUUGAUUGAGCAGGCUUAUGACAGUCCUGGAACCACUUUGGAGAGAAUCAAGCGCUUCCUACUGACACAGAGAGCUUUUAAAGAAGUAGGAAUCGAUAUGAACGACAAUUAUAGCACAAUCAACCCUGUAUAUGAUAUCGAGCCUGUGGAAAAGAUUAGUGAUGCCUAUCUUGACCAAUACCUCUGGUAUCAAGCUGACCAGCGCCACCUUUUCCCUGCCUGGAUCAAGCCUUCCGAUUCCGAGGUCCCGCCCUUACUGACCUAUAAAUGGGCUCAAGGUAUUAAUAACCUCGACAAAGUAUGGGAGACCGCAGAUGGAGAGUGUAAUGUUAUGAUUGAAACACAAUUAUCCAAGGUAUACGAGAAGAUCGAUUUAACUCUUCUUAAUCGUUUGCUUCGACUUAUCAUGGACCACAAUCUGGCUGAUUACAUAUCGUCCAAAAAUAACGUUCAAUUGACCUACAAAGAUAUGAAUCACGUCAACAGUUACGGAAUGAUCAGAGGUCUUCAAUUCUCGGCCUUCGUUUUCCAGUACUAUGGACUUGUUCUCGACCUCUUGCUUCUGGGCCUCCAACGCGCUAGUGAAAUUGCUGGACCACCAGCAGGUCCUAACGAUUUCCUCCAAUUCCGCGAUCGGGAGACGGAAACAAGACAUCCAAUCCGUCUAUACACAAGAUAUAUUGAUCGUAUCUGGGUAUUUUUCCGCUUUACGGCCGAUGAAUCGCGCGAUCUUAUCCAGCGCUUCCUUACAGAACAACCUGAUCCUAAUUUUGAAAAUGUCAUCGGCUACAAAAACAAGAAAUGCUGGCCAAGAGAUUCUAGAAUGCGUCUCAUGAGACACGACGUCAAUCUUGGCCGUGCUGUUUUCUGGGACUUGAAGAACCGCUUACCAAGAUCUGUUACCACGAUCGAAUGGGAUGAUACCUUUUCAAGCGUAUACAGCCGAGACAACCCGAAUUUACUUUUCUCCAUGUGCGGUUUCGAAGUACGAAUUCUCCCUAAAAUUCGUAACCAGAAUGACGAAUUUCCUGUUAAGGACAGCGUAUGGUCCUUGGUCGAUAACACCAGCAAGGAGAGAACGGCACAUGCAUUCUUGCAGGUCACAGAGGAAGAUAUCGCGAAAUUCAAUAAUCGCAUUCGUCAAAUUUUGAUGUCAUCUGGGUCAACCACAUUCACAAAGAUUGCUAAUAAAUGGAAUACAACCUUGAUCGCCCUCUUCACAUAUUAUCGUGAAGCAGCUGUAUCAACGGUCAACUUGCUGGAUACCAUUGUGAAAUGUGAGACGAAGAUUCAGACCAGAGUUAAGAUUGGUCUUAAUUCUAAGAUGCCUUCUCGUUUCCCUCCUGCUGUUUUCUAUACACCAAAGGAACUUGGUGGUCUUGGUAUGAUUUCCGGAUCACAUAUCCUCAUUCCUACGAGUGACAAAAGAUGGUCCAAGCAGACAGACGUUGGUGUUACCCAUUAUCGUGCAGGAAUGAGCCAUGAUGAGGACACUCUUAUCCCUAACAUUUUCAGAUACAUCAUACCAUGGGAAGCUGAAUUUAUCGACUCCCAGCGUGUGUGGACUGAAUAUUCUCAGAAACGUCAGGAGGCGAAUCAGCAAAAUCGAAGGUUGACACUUGAGGAUCUUGAAGAUAGUUGGGAUCGUGGAUUACCUCGUAUCAAUACACUUUUCCAGAAAGAUAGAAGCACCUUGAGUUUUGAUAAAGGAUUCCGCGCACGUACUGAGUUCAAGACAUACCAACUUAUGAAGAGUAAUCCAUUUUGGUGGACUAGUCAACGUCACGAUGGUAAAUUGUGGAACCUUAAUGCCUAUCGUACCGAUGUUAUCCAAGCACUUGGUGGUGUUGAAACCAUUCUUGAACAUACACUCUUCAAGGCGACAGCAUUUCCAUCCUGGGAAGGUCUCUUUUGGGAAAAAGCAAGUGGAUUUGAAGAGCGAGUAGACCCUUGCCCCCAAGUUUGA